AUGGCAUCACCAGCAAGCGUCAGCAGUGGACGUUCGCUGAAGCGCUCAAGGGUUGAUUUCACCGACCACAUUACCAUCCUUGUGGGCGAGGACGAGAGAGCAUUUCUCAUCCACAAGAACAUUGCCUGCGACAAAUCCGACUUCUUCAAGGCUGCAUGCAACAGCGACUGGAAGGAGAGGAAAGAGAAGACAAUUCGACUUCCAAACACGGAAGUCCGGACUUUCACGAUAUUCGCUUGCUGGCUGUAUACGAAUGAGCUGGAUCUGAAUGGCACCGGGCAAAAGCCCAUCUGGUCGACAGGUAUGGACGCUGAGCUGAGGCGGAACACCUGGAUGGACAUUUAUCGUUGCUAUGUCCUGGGAGACUUCCUGAACUCCGCGCAGUUCUGCAAUACUCUUGUCGAUGAGCUCCUGGCCAGCGCGGAGGCUACAAACAAGAUCCCGGGACCGCGGAUAGUGCUGCACUUUGCUGGCGAGCUGAGGCUUACGUCCACUCUCGGCAGGUUGCUGAUCGAUUCUGUUGCAACUGAAGUGACGAAGGAGGUUUUCAUGAAAAACGUAGACAGUUAUGCGACCGCGUUCGUCAUUGAGGUGGCGAAAGUUUGCGUGAUGGAGCGGAACAUGACGCUGGAUGAACGGCAGCCGAGGAACAGGCCAAAGUGCUAUUACCACGAGCACAAAGACGAGAAGGACAAGUGCGCUUAG
Messenger RNA from Neohortaea acidophila, 705 nucleotides. RefSeq lists its product as uncharacterized. Lineage: Eukaryota; Fungi; Ascomycota; Dothideomycetes; Mycosphaerellales; Teratosphaeriaceae. Bases 1 to 705 code for a protein of 234 amino acids. Gene Ontology annotation, molecular function: protein binding. The transcript is spliced from 2 exons. The record is from RefSeq and is a predicted model, not a curated record.